AUGAUUUCCCUACAUCAAGGAACCACGGAUGAUAAUUUCCGUCGAUCAAUAGCUAAGAGGGCCCCUAACAACAUGAAUGAGCUUCAGGAGAGGGCCGGGAAGUAUAUCAAGGCUGAGGAAACCUUGAAGAAAUCCCAGAGGGAUGGUGAUAACUCCUCCACCAAAAAGAGAGCAGGACCGAGGUUCACUGAGUAUGCAAGGCUGAAUGCCCCUAGGAGUCAGAUCCUGAUGGAAAUUGAGAAAGAGGGAAGUGUUCGAUGGCCGAAGCCUAUUAGGACUGAUCCCGAGAAGAGAAACAAGGACUUAUACUGCAGGUUUCAUAUGUAUAUGGGACAUAAGAGCGAUAAUUGUCGGCAGUUGAAGGAUGAGAUUGAGUUUUUGAUCCGGAAAGGCAAGUUGUCCAGGGAUAAGAGAAACCAGCCUAGAGGGCAUAUGAUCAAUGUAAUCUCUGAAGGACCGACCGCAACAGGCCUGUCUAGUAAUUCACGAAAAGCUUAUGCUAGUGAAGUGAUGUGCAUUGUUGGAGAGCCCCCGAAGAGGGCAAAAAACAAGUUUGCUCUAGAAUUUGACAAUUUAGAUCUUGACAGAGUGAAAUUUCCCCAUGAUGAUCCUUUGGUAAUUACCCCGGUGAUUGGAAACUCGUCUGUAAAAAGGGCACUCGUUGACAGUGGAGCCUCAGUAGAUAUCUUAUUUAAUGAUGCAUAUGAAAAGAUGAGAUAUUUUGAUUCACAAUUGACACCUUCAGAUAUGCCUAUAUACAGCUUUAAUAACGCGGAGACGAAGAUGGAAGGUAUGAUCCAACUACCCGUAACAAUGGGCACCGAGCCUAGACAUGCCACAUGUAUGUUGAAUUUUUUGGUCGUAAAAUCUUCAUCAACCUACAAUGUUAUCCUUGGAAGGACAGAGAUACAUGCUUUUAAAGCAAUUCCAUCCAAUUACCACUUGAAGAUCAAAUUCAUGACAAAGAACGGAGUGGGAGAAGAACUAGGAGAUCAAAAAAUGGCUAGAAGUUGUUAUGUGGGGGCUCUGAAAUCCAGAGGAACUGGGGCGCAGGUUCUCCCAAUUGAGGACUUGGAUGUCCGAGAGGAAGAGGAAAGAAGAGGGAAGCCUGCUGAGGACUUGGUAGGGGCGUCACUCCCCGAGGAUAUGAAAUCCAAAUUUUUGAAAUUCUUGAGGAACAACGGGGAUGUGUUUGCUUGGAAUGCUGCUGAUAUGCCAGGGAUUGAUCCCCUCUUUAUGACACACACGCUUAAUGUGAACCCAGAUAGAAAACUCGUGAAACAAAAGAAGAGAACAUUUUGCCCCUGA
Messenger RNA from Daucus carota subsp. sativus, 1308 nucleotides. RefSeq lists its product as uncharacterized. The record is from RefSeq and is a predicted model, not a curated record. Bases 1 to 1308 code for a protein of 435 amino acids. Lineage: Eukaryota; Viridiplantae; Streptophyta; Magnoliopsida; Apiales; Apiaceae. The transcript is spliced from 3 exons.